AUGGAGACCGAGAGCAAACCCCCAUACGCAACCGCGUCACCAGACGUGGAGGAAAACAUGAGUGUCGGCCAAUAUAUCGCGACACGCUUCACUUCGCUGAGACCCCCAAUGAACCCCGCGCCAAACCCCUUCAAAGCCCUAACCCUCCUAAACAAACAACAAUGGCUAAAUUUCUUGGUCGCAUUCUGCGGCUGGUCAUGGGACUCCUUCGACUUCUUCACCGUCUCCCUAACAACCUCCCAGCUCGCCGAAACCUUCAACAAAUCAGUAACAGACAUAACAUGGGGCAUAACACUAGUCCUUAUGCUACGCUCCGUCGGCGCAAUAACCUUCGGCAUAGCCUCCGACCGCUGGGGCCGCAAAUGGCCCUUCAUCGUUAACCAGCUCCUCUUCGUCGUCCUCGAGCUAGGUGCCGGUUUCUGCCAAACAUACAAGCAAUUCCUCGCCUGUCGCGCGCUCUUUGGUAUCGCCAUGGGCGGUCUGUAUGGUAACGCCGCUGCUACCGCGCUGGAAGACUGCCCUGCUGAAGCCCGUGGUAUUAUCUCUGGUCUUUUGCAGCAGGGUUAUGCUUUUGGUUAUCUGCUUGCUACGGCUUUCGCGCGCGCGCUGGUUGAUACCACUCCCCAUGGGUGGAGGCCGCUUUAUUGGUUUGCGGCUUGUCCGCCGGUUCUGAUCAUUAUUUUCCGGCUGUUCCUUGGUGAGACGGAGACUUUUAAGCGGAGACAAGAGACCCGCGCGGAGAUGAGGGGUGGUGUUGCUGCUUCUUUCUUGUCCGAGGGCAAGGUUGCUCUGCAGCGUCAUUGGCUUAUUCUCAUUUAUUUGGUGUUGCUCAUGGCUGGCUUUAACUUUAUGUCUCACGGCUCCCAGGAUCUCUAUCCAACAAUGCUGGAGAACCAAUUCAACUUCUCUAAGAACGCAGUCACAGUCACACAAGUGGUGGCAAAUCUAGGCGCGCUCUCUGGCGGCACGCUCUGUGGCUGGGCGAGUCAAAUCUUCGGCCGCCGCUUCUCAAUCAUAGUCAUCUCGAUUGUGGGUGGUGCGUUGUUGUACCCCUACACCUUCGUGCAGAAUAAGAACGUCAUUGCGGCCGCGUACUUUGAGCAAUUCAUGGUGCAAGGCGCCUGGGGUGUCAUCCCUAUCCAUCUGAUGGAAUUGUCUCCUGGCCCAAUCCGCACAUUCGCUGUGGGAACGGCGUACCAGCUUGGAAACCUUGUUUCGUCUGCCAGUUCGACUAUCGAGUCCACUAUUGGUGAGCGGUUCCCCUUGCCGCCGACUGAGGAGUCAAAGCAUCGGUAUGAAUAUGGCAAGGUUAUUUGUAUUUUUAUGGGAUGUGUUUUUGCCUAUGUUAUUCUCAUCACUUUUGCUGGUCCUGAGAAGUUGGGUAGAAACUUUGAUGCUGAGCAUGAUGCUGAUUUGCAAGUGGUUGCUGCUCACCGGGGAUUUGAUGACAAGAAGUAUCCUGAUGAGGAGAAGGGAAGGGUUGAGACUGUUGAGUGA
Molecule: messenger RNA, 1497 nt
Organism: Penicillium nucicola
Lineage: Eukaryota; Fungi; Ascomycota; Eurotiomycetes; Eurotiales; Aspergillaceae
Product: sugar transporter family protein
Exons: 3
Coding region: 1-1497 (498 amino acids)
Biological process (GO): plasma membrane lactate transport
Cellular component (GO): plasma membrane
Molecular function (GO): secondary active monocarboxylate transmembrane transporter activity
Source: RefSeq, a predicted model, not a curated record